AUGCCGGCCAGUGGUCUAGUUCCUUCUGGGAAUGCUUCUCCCCGACAAAAAUUUUGCUGUCUCUACGCUGCAACCCACUACUGCCAUCUGUGCUGGGUUCCUUUGAUGAUGAAACGCCGCGAGAUCCGCCAACGCUUCGGCAUUGGUGGAUCCAGCUGCAACGACUGUAUAGUGGCCUGCGCUUGUGGGUGCUGUUCGCUUAUGCAGCAGGAGAAGGAGGUGGAGGUGCAGUAUGCUCGUCUCCAGUCGGGCUAUCAAGCUCCCGCAGGAAUGGAAUAUCCUCAGUGA
This is a messenger RNA of Penicillium canariense, 288 nucleotides long. RefSeq names its product PLAC8 family protein. NCBI's taxonomy places the organism in Eukaryota, Fungi, Ascomycota, Eurotiomycetes, Eurotiales, Aspergillaceae. The transcript is spliced from 2 exons. The record is from RefSeq and is a predicted model, not a curated record. The coding region runs from base 1 to 288 and encodes 95 amino acids.